AUGUUGCGCUCCGCCAUCUUCCGAUCCUCCCUCGCCGCGCGGUCCGCGAUCCGCCCUGCCGCCGCCAACUCGGCCAGGAGGAUAGCCGCCGUCGCCGUCCCCAGAUCCUCCGCCGCCGCCGCCUUCGCGCCGCGGGCCGCUGCGUGGUCGGGCGUGCGAUGCUUCGCCUCGGCUGGCGGGCUGAACAAGGAGGAGGUCGAGGGGCGGAUCAAGGCUCUGCUGCAGGGCUUCGAUAAGGUCAACGAUGCCAGCAAAAUCUCUUCAACAGCACACUUUGCCAACGACCUUGGCUUGGACAGCCUGGAUACUGUGGAGGUCGUGAUGGCCAUCGAGGAGGAAUUCAGCAUUGAGAUUCCGGACAAGGACGCGGACACCAUCCACAGCGUGGACAAGGCAGUCGAAUACAUCGUCAGCCAGCCCGACGCAAACUAG
This is a messenger RNA of Phialemonium atrogriseum, 432 nucleotides long. Its product is annotated as acyl carrier protein-like protein. Gene Ontology annotation, molecular function: acyl binding; acyl carrier activity. The record is from RefSeq and is a predicted model, not a curated record. Gene Ontology annotation, biological process: fatty acid biosynthetic process. Lineage: Eukaryota; Fungi; Ascomycota; Sordariomycetes; Cephalothecales; Cephalothecaceae. Bases 1 to 432 code for a protein of 143 amino acids. Gene Ontology annotation, cellular component: mitochondrion. The transcript has 5 exons.